AUGGGCCACUGUUCAAAUCCCAGUUGCCGUUACGCCCAUUCCGUGGACGAGCUUCGGGUUGCGCCCAAUUUGCUGAAGAGCAAGAUGUGCUCCUUUUUUCUAGACGGUCGCUGUGUUGUGGGCAAGGCGUGCCGUUUUGCUCAUAGUGUGCAGGAACUGUCCCAAUCCGCAGUGCGAUUGCUCAGUGCCACCGAAGAUGCUCCUCGACCAGCCGGAACCCGGAAGGAGGCAGUGCAGGCCUUCCAGAACGGACCUCGUCCAUUGGGCCUGGUCGCUGAUACCAAGCUCUCGCUGCGGCAGCAGUUUGCCUUGUCCAAAGUGGAGGCGGUGCUGAUGGGAAAGGCGGGCGGCUUCGGCCAGGUUGUCGUGGCAGCCUCCUGGGAAGACGAUUUGCAGGAAGCCUCCUGGGAAAAUCUGGGCAUUCGCGGCAGCCCCGUGGCUGCCAUUCCUUUUUCGCAGGACUCGGGCGAGGCUGUUUCCUCCCUGAAACAGAGGACUUCAGGUCGCCCUCCACGGUCUCCCAGAGGUGAACAGAAGCGACCUAGGGUGCCCAGGGGGUUGGUGGACACUCUUGCAGACUUAGAUGAGUUCCCCACCGCCGUGAUUUCGUUUGCUGACCCGGUUUGGAACGGUAACACUAUGGCACGAAUCUGGGAUGGAAGGUCCACCUCCGCAUCAAGCCUUCCGGACAAGGGCUCCGAGAAAUGUGUUCUUGCUGGGAUCCCCUAUGAGGAGAGCAUGCCAUGCAGUAAGGUGAAUACAAGUCCUGGCCUGGAAUCCUGGAGCCUCUGUGGUCGACAUGUUUUUGUGCAGAAGAAACGCCCCAUCCGGCUAGACAUCGAGGAGGCUAUGGAAGUGUGCCGUCCAGGCUCUGACAAGUUCGAGCAGUUGCAAUUGGUGAAAAUCCACCAGCGGCAAAGGGCUCGCGGCCGGAGUGAGGAUCCAAUGCGGCGGACGCGCAGAGCGAGCGCUGCACCCCACAGCACAAAAGGCGCUGAGUGUUCUUUCCGAAGGGAGAACAGCCGUUGUUGCGGCGCUGAGCCUGCCCGAGCUGCAGAACGCUCAGAUGGGAGCCAACCCGCAGCGCGAUCGGAGGGAAAUUUAUCACAGGCCAGUCGUGCCGAUCGCAGAGAACUAUCAGAGCAGUCCUGCUUGCUGUGCCAACGCGAGCCCGUUCCGGGCUGCAGUUCGCAAACCACGCCGGGACAGCCCUGCGCCGCCUGCAACUGCGGACUCCGAGUUUUCCAGCACAACACCUUCCUGACUGUGGCAGAAGAGGAAGACGAGGAAUUCCAAGACCUUCCGAUUCGAAGAACAAAGAGCAUGUGAUCCAUGCAAUAGGCCAAGCCUGGUUUUAGAGCGGGCCGGGGCUGAGCCGUGCCAUGCUUCGAACCUUUGCAUCUUUAGUUAGUUUUUUUCCCGGUUCUGAGGGAAGAAUCGAGGAUAACAU
Molecule: messenger RNA, 1450 nt
Organism: Cladocopium goreaui
Lineage: Eukaryota; Dinophyceae; Suessiales; Symbiodiniaceae
Source: the annotation of a GenBank genome assembly